AUGACCGUCACCAUCAUACCCCCGGUCACCAAGGACGACUUUUGGGCUACGCUCGAGUCUGCCUGGCACGGCAUCGAGGACGAUGGCGCCCGUGCACGCCUCGUCGACGCCACCCUCCCGCACAGCGAGCGUGAGGAGGCUGCCCAACACCUCGGAUCCAACGGUCUCAUUGACAAGAUGCUCGCCAACCUCAAGGCCUUGCUGUUACCAUACUCCUCUGAGCGCCUGCACGAAUGGGACACGCACCUCGAACGCGCGCAGUACGACAUCGACCGCGAGGACGUGCACGAGGCCCUGGACGGUAGCGACGAUGGCUUCCUCUACAACCGUGGCUUUGUCGUUGCCUGUGGCAAAAAGUACUACGACGCUGUCAACAAGGAGCCUGGAACGUAUGGCUUGUGCGACUUUGACGCCGAGGAGAUGUGCUACUUCCCCAUGCACCUCUGGAACGAGAAGACUGGCGAGUACCCCGACUGGCCGCGCAGCGGAAUCAGCCGCGAAAGCAACAGCAAUGCCGCGGGAUGGUCGUAG
Molecule: messenger RNA, 531 nt
Organism: Apiotrichum porosum
Lineage: Eukaryota; Fungi; Basidiomycota; Tremellomycetes; Trichosporonales; Trichosporonaceae
Exons: 1
Coding region: 1-531 (176 amino acids)
Source: RefSeq, a predicted model, not a curated record